AUGGCUCCCCAACUAGACGGUUACUUUAAGCAGGUGGACAGCUUGUCCGACGCCUUCAUCCAGCGUCUGCGUGAGGCUGUCGCCAUCCCCUCCAUCUCUGCCGACGAGGCUCGCCGCCCCGAUGUCGUCCGCAUGGGCAAGUGGCUUGCCGGUGAGCUGACCAAGCUAGGUGCCGUGGCCGAACUCCGCGAGCUGGGCAAGCAGCCCGAGAAGGAGCACCUUGACCUCCCCCCGGUCGUCCUCGCCCGCUACGGCAACGACAAGAACAAGCGUACCAUCCUAGUCUAUGGCCACUACGAUGUCCAGCCCGCAGAGGUGUCGGAUGGCUGGUCCACCGAGCCCUUUGACCUGACUGUCGACGACAAGGGCCGCAUGUUCGGCCGUGGUUCCACGGACGACAAGGGCCCCGUCCUCGGAUGGCUCAACGCCAUAGAAGCUCACCAGAAGGCCGGUAUCGACUUCCCCGUUAACCUGCUCAUGUGCUUCGAGGGCAUGGAGGAGUACGGUUCUGAGGGCCUGGAGGAGCUCAUCAUGGCAGAGGGCAAGAAGUACUUUGCCGAUGCCGACGCUGUCUGCAUCUCGGACAACUACUGGCUCGGUACCGAGAAGCCCUGCCUGACGUACGGCCUGCGUGGCUGCAACUACUUCUCGGUUGAGGUGUCUGGCCCCGGUGCCGACCUACACAGUGGUGUAUUCGGCGGCACGGCCCAGGAGCCCAUGACGGACCUCGUUCGCGUCCUCGGCUCACUCGUCGACACGGAUGGCAAGAUUCAGAUACCCGGCAUCAUGGAGCAGGUUGCCCCCGUGACAUCCGACGAGGAGGGCCUGUACGACGGCAUCGCCUUCACCAUGGAGACGCUGCAUGAGUCCUUGGGCAGCAAGACUACCAUCUACGAUGACAAGAAGAAGACGCUGAUGGCCCGCUGGCGAUUCCCCUCGCUGUCAAUCCACGGUAUCGAGGGUGCCUUCUCGGCCCCUGGUGCCAAGACGGUCAUCCCCGCCAAGGUCAUCGGCAAGUUCUCGAUCCGUACCGUUCCCGACAUGGACAUUGAGAAGACGAAUGCCGCCGUGUACAAGUACGUCGAGGAGCAGUUUGCCAAGCUCAAGAGCAAGAACACGAUGAAGGUGUACGCCCAGCACUCUGGAAAGUGGUGGAAGGCUUCCCCCAACCACUGGAACUUCUCGGCCGCCUCCAAGGCUACCGAGCGGGUUUGGGGCGUCCAGCCUGAUUUUACCCGCGAGGGUGGAAGUAUCCCCAUCACCCUCACCUUUGAGGAGGCCACGGGCAAAAACGUGCUUCUGCUCCCUAUGGGCAGCUCCACAGAUGGCGCCCACUCGAUCAACGAGAAGCUGGACAAGAGGAACUACAUUGAGGGUAUCAAGCUCCUUGGAGCCUACCUUCACUACGUUGCGGAGGAGCCGCAGAACUAA
Geosmithia morbida is the source of this 1431-nucleotide messenger RNA. Its product is annotated as Cys-Gly metallodipeptidase DUG1. The coding region runs from base 1 to 1431 and encodes 476 amino acids. Gene Ontology annotation, biological process: proteolysis. The record is from RefSeq and is a predicted model, not a curated record. Gene Ontology annotation, molecular function: metallodipeptidase activity. Lineage: Eukaryota; Fungi; Ascomycota; Sordariomycetes; Hypocreales; Bionectriaceae. The transcript has 2 exons.